This is a messenger RNA of Synchiropus splendidus (mandarinfish), 3215 nucleotides long. RefSeq names its product interleukin-1 receptor-associated kinase 3 (gene irak3). Gene Ontology annotation, molecular function: protein binding; ATP binding; protein kinase activity. Gene Ontology annotation, cellular component: plasma membrane. The record is from RefSeq and is a predicted model, not a curated record. Gene Ontology annotation, biological process: protein phosphorylation; signal transduction. The transcript has 12 exons. NCBI's taxonomy places the organism in Eukaryota, Metazoa, Chordata, Actinopteri, Syngnathiformes, Callionymidae. The coding region runs from base 44 to 1705 and encodes 553 amino acids.
UAAUCUCGACACCAUAGUGCGCGCUGCUGCCUCAGAAGCACGGAUGGACUCCUCCACCAAGCUCUACGAUGUUCCUCCCGUCUUCAUGGAGAGCUUGUGCCGCAUCUUGGACAGCGGCGGCGAGCGCUUCGGCUGGCGAGGACUCGCGGUCAGAAUCUUCCCGACUAUAUCAGAAGUGCGGUUGUUGGAGCGCACUGAGGCGGUGGGUCGAAGUCCAACUCGGGAGCUCUUGUGGUCCUGGGCACAGCAGAACCCACGCGUGCAGGAUCUAGUCAAGGUCCUGCAGGAUAUGGAUCAUCAAAGAGCCAUUCAGCUUGUCCAGGAUCAUCUUCAAGCACCGUCAAAUGCAGAACCACGCUUGUCCUCGAACGCCCCACACACCUUUGAUCAGAAGACGUCCUCCCCUGUUAAGGAGAACUCCAUCCAAUUUGAGGUCAUCUCCUCAAGUCCACACACAAGAUCUUUGUAUCCAGCGGAGAGUGUCCUCCCAGUGGUGUCGUACCAGGACGUCAUUGAGGGAACCAAAGAUUUUCAUCAAGAAACCAAAAUAUCAGAGGGGAACUUUGCAGACAUCUACAGAGCACACAUCAGAGAUCAAGCAUUUGCAGUGAAACUUUUUAAGCAGACCGAGAGGGCAUCGUGGAAGAAGCUCUGGGAAUUCUUCAGAAAAGAAAUGGAAAUUCAUCACUUGUACAAACAUCCUAACAUUAUAGACUUGGUGGGAUGUUUUUCGGAUGAAAUCCGCUACUGUCUGGUCUACCCAUAUUUCCCCAACGGAUCUCUGUACAACAGACUUCAUCAUCUGGAUGGCGAGCGCCCCCUCGCCUGGCAGGACCGUCUGGCCAUCUUGAAGGGCAUUGCCAGAGCCCUCCAUCACCUCCACUCAGCACAGCCGUGUGCAGUCAUCUGUGGAAACCUUUCCAGCACUAACAUCCUCCUCGACGAACAUCUGCAACCCAAACUGUCUGACUUUGGUCUGGCCCGGCUUCGCCCUCAUUCUGCCAACCACAACUGCACCAUCACCAUAAACACUGGUUGUCAUAGCAACCGGGCUUACCUCCCCGAGGAGUACACCAGGGAUGGCAAACUCUCCCUCAGUGUGGACGUCUACAGCUUUGGAAUGGUUAUGAUGGAAACUGUAACAGGUCGAAAGGUGAUGGAGGAUUCACCAAAGCCAACCUGUCUGAGAGAGGUGCUGCUCUGCGAGGUGGAGGACAGCAACGGUGUGGAUUCCUGUCUGAAGUUUGUGGACGCUGCGGCCGGACGCUGGGUGACCACUGUGGCCCUCAGUCUCCUGCGUCUGUGUAUGGAGUGCACCAGCAGGAGGUAUAACACCAGGCCCAGUAUGGAGAAGGUUGUGCAGGAGUUGAGUCAGCUACUCCCGACUCCUCGCUGUCCUUCCCUUGAACAUCCACGCAGUCUGGACGACGGCCUCACCGUGGGGAUUGACAGAAGUUUGUCGUCCCUCCCAGAGGAACACGAGUUCCAGCGCAGCAUCUCGGGUCCGUGCGAGUGCAGUCAGUCUGAGGUGACCUACCUGAGCGAGGUCAUGGCGACUGAAGUCAAGGAGGUAGCGGAGGGGCCGGUCAGAAGUUGGCCAGUCCAGUGCAGCUGCCAUGGCGAGACUCAAGCUUUAUCCUGUGAGGACUGCAGAGCCAACGGCUUCAGCUUCAGCCACACCGACACGGUGGAGAGUGAACGUUAGAUGAACCGUCUCCAUAUGUCAAUGCAUUAUCUCAGUUUUUUUUAAACCGAACUAUGAAAAGUGUACAUGCUUAGCCGCUAAAAUGUGGAUUGAUGGUGCUAAAGAAAAAAAUUCAAGCGACAAGGGGUCAGUAAAUAUCAUUUUUCUACACAACAUCAUGCUGUGGAAACAUGCAGUAAACAAGUAUUUAAGCUUUAUUAUUUACAAAACAGAUUAUAGUUCCUGUCAUCUUUCAAAUCUUAUUAGACAGCAUAGUGACAACAAAUAGGAAAAAACAAAAUGAGUUGUUCCAGCACAUUCAAGUUGGACUUUAAAUCCUCAAGUUGUGGUAGAUGGGACGUUUUCUCUAAAUUGUCUUUUUAAAAAAUAGGUCCUGCUCGUUCUACUUGUUCUCUAGGUCCACGACCUGGAUGCUAGGUUUGUUCUUCGACCUUUUGUGUCCAGGCAGCUUUAGGUUCUGCUCUGUGAUGCUGCUCUCAUCCUCAGAAGACUCUGUUGAAUCUUCAUAGUCACUUUCUGAUCCACUCAGCUCCACCAAUGCUACAUCCUGGAGACAUUCACAAAGUCAUGAAGCUAUGAGCAACUUUGAAUUUAAAAACAGAAUCCAAAGGAAACACAACUCACCAUCUCAAUUACCCUCUUUGCAUCUUCAACACACUCUAUGUCAAACUGUCCGUUGGGACAUUCUGCAAUCUGCUGCUUUAGUCUCUCGUUGGCCUCCGCCAUUUGUGGAAGGAAACUCUGCAGCCGGCUGAGAACUAAAACACAAACAACACAGUGGUUCUUUCCUCGCUCAAAUUUAUGCCAGAUACCACAAGGAGGAACUGAAAGACUGUGCAAGAGUCUCGUGCUUUCACUUCAUGACAGACUUCUGCAAAGAAAUGAACCUAAUGCAGCCGAGUCUCAACUUAUCAGCUCUUUUAAUCUCCAUUAGUUACGCAAGACAUAUUUGUUCAUCAGUGUUGGUGUUAGAAAUAUUCAAUAGAACACAUCUGAUACACAUAAGAGGCUGAAGCACCAUGGAUGUGUGCGGUCCUGUUUUUUUGCCUUUUUUUUAAACAACAACAAAAAGUAUUGUUAAACAGAACCAGGAAAACAAAACAGAAGUCGGAGCUUACCACUGCUCUGAGGGAUUCUUUCAGUCUGUAAUGUUUUGGCUGUAGCAGGCUUCAAUAGCAGUUUAUCUUUGAGACCUAGCAAGAAUAAACAACACUAAGGUCAUUUCCUGACAAAACUGCAGUAGAGUUUCACAACGGAAACAUCCAGAUCUACCAAACCCUAUGAGAGAUGAAGCAAAGGUGUCAAACUGAAUCCCAAAAGGGCUUAGUGGGUGCAGGUUUUCGUUGCAACCGAUCAGGAACACACACCACAACCAGUCAGGUGUGUAAUCGGUUGUUAGUCAGUUUGUUUCAGCUGACACCUGAUUGGUCAACCUAUAUGUUGAAAAAUGUCAUUGAGAAUGGGAGACAGAAACACUCGAUGAUACAAAAAAAAAAAAAAAAACUCAAAA